UUGAUGGAAAACUACACCUACAACAGUUUGACCCUCCAACUGGAGGGGUUAAAGGUCACAGAAGAUUUAGUGUACCCUGUAUUUCUCUUUUUCUUUUUCUCCUACUUAAUUAUUAUGUUAACUAAUGUUGGCAUUAUGAUCCUGGUUUUCUUUGACAAGAACCUCCACCAGCCCAUGUACCUCCUUUUCUGCAACCUGCCAGUUAAUGACAUCCUUGGGAAUUCUAUGUUGGUGCCUCGUUUGCUCGUCGACAUGUUGUUGCCUCCCUCCGAGCGCCUCAUCAGUUAUUAUGAAUGUGUGGUCCAAGCUUUCCUCUCACACAUGUUCGGCACCACUUCCCACACAGUGCUCAUGAUUAUGGCCUUUGACAGAUACGUGGCCAUCUGUAAUCCCCUGCGCUACGCAACCAUAAUGACCAACAAAAUGGUGAUCAAGCUGACAGUUUCCGCCUGGGGGAUGGCCUUUGUUUUGGUGGUCAUUCUGCUCGGUCUGACCGUACGACUGAACCGAUGCAGGACUCUGAUCACAAACCCCAACUGUGACAACGCCUCGCUGUUUAAACUCUCCUGUGACAGUGUGUUUAUUAAUAAUGUCUACGGCCUCACGUUCACCGUGGUCCUGUUCACAGGCUCUAUAGGCUGCAUGGUUCUCACCUAUACCAAGAUCACAGUAGUCUGUCUGACCAGCAACAACAAGUCUUUGAACAGUAAAGCCCUGAAGACCUGCAGCACUCAUCUCUUUGUAUAUCUAAUGAUGGCAUUAUCUGGAAUCCUCAUUAUCUCCAUGCAUCGCUUCCCUCAGUACUCAGACUACAGGAAACUUGUUUCCAUUCUGUUUCAUAUCGUCCCCGGCACCCUCAACCCCAUCAUCUACGGGGUUCAGUCUAAAGAGAUACGGAAAUUCUUGUCACGAUUGUUCCAGUUCAGAAAGGUUUUUCCAUCAUUAUAAUGUAAA
Sebastes umbrosus (honeycomb rockfish) is the source of this 954-nucleotide messenger RNA. RefSeq names its product olfactory receptor 52N5-like. Gene Ontology annotation, molecular function: olfactory receptor activity; G protein-coupled receptor activity. Gene Ontology annotation, cellular component: membrane. The record is from RefSeq and is a predicted model, not a curated record. The coding region runs from base 4 to 948 and encodes 314 amino acids. Lineage: Eukaryota; Metazoa; Chordata; Actinopteri; Perciformes; Sebastidae. Gene Ontology annotation, biological process: G protein-coupled receptor signaling pathway. The transcript has a single exon.